GUACCCACAAUGCAACCUUUAGUGGCCAUUUUACUUGUUUUUGCAAUGGUUUUCGAUAGCGGCAAUGAAAAAGCAUGAAACUCUGCAUGUAUUUCACAGUUUCCCAAACAGAUUCGAUUUCUUUCCACACAUAGAGAAAUUCUGAACUUGGUUUCUUGAUGAGCACCCCUUUACGGAGGGGUUAAGGCCGCCGAGAUUGGGCGCAUCGCGAGCAAGCACGUCAAGGUGCCGACAGCGUCCCGGAAAACUCCCUCAUCGCCCGGCAGUGAACGGGGGUCGGUCGCGGACAAGUCUGAGCGUAAAUUUUUAAGGAGGUCGAACAACAAGAGUCCGAUCAACAGCAUGAAUCACUGUGACGAACAAGAACGACCGCAGAGUGAGCCAGAGGAGAUGGAAACGCAGGAGGCACCAGACGACUCUUUGGUCCCAGAAGUUCAAGCCACCGACGACAGCAAGACGGAGGGUGCCAAAAAGGAUGAGGGCAAAAAGGAGUCGGAGGACCACGUCACCAUCAACGGCGAUAUCGCAAUGGAAGGAGAAGGGGACCAGACCUUACCGGAGGAGAACGCAGAAGAAGACGGCAGUCGUUCGGAGGCUACUUUCAAGUACACGGUGCAAGGCGUCAGCAAGAUAAAGGAGACAUCGCUCAGCCCGUCGGUGACAGUGCGGAACCUGCCAUGGAAAAUCAUGGCCAUGCCGAGGACGUCCAAUAGCGGGGAACGCACCAUGAAGACCCUGGGCUUUUUUCUGCAGUGCAAUGCCGAGUCUGAAUCACAGACAUGGUCUUGCCAGGCUUCAGCUGAACUCCGGCUGUUGAACCAGAGGGAUGGGUCCGACUACACAAAACGAAUUUCACACUUAUUCUACAGUAAAGAAAACGACUGGGGAUUCAGUAAUUUUAUAGCAUUGCCGGAUUUACUGGACCCAGAGAAGGGGUACAUCAAAGAUGACAGCAUUGUACUGGAGGUUCAAGUCUUGGCUGAUGCACCGCAUGGAGUCAGUUGGGACUCCAAGAAGUUAACCGGUUACGUGGGUCUGAAGAACCAAGGCGCAACGUGCUACAUGAACUCACUCCUUCAGUGUCUCUUCUUCACAAAUCAACUCAGGAAGGCUGUGUAUCUGAUGCCUACGGAGAGUGACGACUCGGCCAAGAGCGUACCCCUGGCACUGCAGAGGGUCUUCUAUGAACUCCAGCACAGCGAGAAAGCUGUGGGCACCAAGAAACUCACCAAGUCAUUUGGCUGGGAGACCUUAGAUUCUUUUAUGCAACACGACGUCCAAGAGCUGUGCAGAGUGCUACUGGACAAUAUAGAAAUCAAGAUGAAAGGUACAUGCGUGGAAGGCACCAUACCCAAACUCUUUGAAGGGAAGAUGCAUUCGUAUAUAAAAUGUAAACACAUUGACUAUGAGUCGGUCAGAAAUGAGCCUUUCUAUGACAUCCAGCUCAACAUCAAAGGCAAGAAAAACGUUUAUGAAUCUUUCAAAGACUACAUUGCCACGGAAACGAUGGACGGCGAGAACAAGUAUGAUGCCGGCGAACAUGGGUUACAGGAAGCAGAGAAAGGUGUGAUAUUCCACAAGUUUCCUCCAGUGCUCCACCUGCAGCUGAUGCGAUUCCAGUACGAUCCAGUCACUGACUCCAACGUCAAAAUCAAUGACAGGUACGAGUUUCCUUUCAAGCUGAACCUGGACCCAUUCCUGAAGGAACCAGAGACUACACCGGCUGACUACACAUUACACUCGGUGCUUGUACAUAGCGGUGAUAACCACGGCGGUCAUUAUGUGGGCUUCAUCAACCCUAACGGCGACGGAAAGUGGUGUAAAUUUGACGAUGACGUUGUCUCGAGAUGUACAAAGGCUGAAGCUAUCGAUAACAACUACGGUGGGCAUGAGGACGACCUGUCGGUCAGACACUGCACCAAUGCUUACAUGUUGGUGUACAUCAGGGACAGCUGUAAACCUGAUCUCCUACAGCAAGUCACAGACGAAGAUAUCCCUGAAACAUUAAAGAGAAGACUUCUAGAGGAAAAGAGAUUAGAAGCCCAGAAACGCAAAGAGCGGACAGAGGCCCACCUGUACAUGACCCUCCAGGUUGCCAUGGAAGAUCAGCUGUACGGUCACCAAGGCAACGACCUCUGUGACUUCGACAAAAUGAAAUUCAGAGAGUUCCGUAUUCUGAAGAUGUCGACGUACAGCGACAUCAUGUCCAUGCUGUCACAAGCCAUGGGAUACCCUGAGGAUCAGAUGAGGAUAUGGCCAUUCAUCAGUCGCACCAACCAGACCUACAGGCCGACGGUGCUGGAUCUGGAUAAUCCUAACAAAACGAUACACGACAUUGCGGAUGGCGAGAUAGUCUGGACAAUCUUCCUAGAGACGCAACUUGCUGAGUUUCCCAGCGCCAGUCUGCCUAGUUUUGACAAAGAAAGUGAUGUCUUAUUGUUUCUCAAAAUGUACGACCCCAAACUCAAGAGAGUAUCUUUCUGUGGUCACAUCUAUCCACCCAUCAGCACCAAAGUCAGUCAACUACUACCAGUCAUGUGUGAAAGGGCAGGCUUGCCACAAGGGACUUCUCUUGUACUGUAUGAGGAGGUGAAACCCAACCUGACGGAGAAGAUACCAGACCUGUCAUUACAACUUGACAAGGCCCUGGAUGAGUUAAUGGACGGUGAUAUUAUCGUCUUCCAGAGGGACGACCCUGAGAACUCCCAGUAUGAGCUGCCGACGGCGAGGGAUUAUUUCCGAGAUCUGUUUUGGCGAGUUGACGUAUACUUCUACGACAAGAAUAAUCCCACGGAUCCUGGCUUCAUGUUGGUCCUGUCACAGAAGAUGAAUUACUUCCAGAUUGCCAAGGCGGUAGCAGCUCAGUUGGACACAGAUCCCAUGUUGCUGCAGUUCUUCAAGAGCCAAGGUCACAGAGAUGGUCCCGGCCACCCACUACGCUGUACAUACGACGGGACUCUGAGGGAUUUACUGUCAACACUCAAACCCAGACAACCCAAGAAGCUCUACUACCAGAAGCUGAGCAUCAAGAUAAACGAGCUGGAAAACAAGAGGCAAUUCAAGUGCUACUUUGUGAAUUCCAAGCUCAAAGAAGAGGAGUUAGUCUUGUACCCUAACAAAACAGACACUGUGAGGGAUCUUCUAACAGAAGCCAAGAAGUACCUCACGCUAACUGAGAAUGGCACCGGCAAACUUAGGUUACUGGACGUAAUCAGCAACAAGAUCUACCAAGAACACAAGGAGGAUACACUCCUGGACCAUCUCAACCCAGCUGGUAGCAAGACAUACAGGAUAGAGGAGCUUCCCCUCGACCAAGUCAACCUAGAGGACGGUGAGAUGCUGGUCUGUGCAGCCCAUUACCACAAGGAUCUCUUCAGUACCUUUGGCAUGCCGUUCCUGCUGAGAAUUAAAGAGGGUGAAUUGUUCUCAGACGUCAAAGAGAGAAUAAGGGAAAUUCUGGAUAUUUCCGAGAAGGAACUGGAAAAAAUCAAGUUUGCAAUAGUAGUCAUGGGCAGGCCAACGUACAUCUCGGAAGAGAGUGACGUCAAAGUGAAUAUUAAGGAUUUCCAGCCGCAAAUACACAGCAGUGGUACAGCACAGCCCAGGCCGUGGCUAGGCCUAGACCACAUGAACAAGAACAAGAAGCCUAGGUUCAACUACUUUGAGAAAGCCAUCAAGAUCCUGAACUAGUCCCUGUAGCCUCCGAUUCCUCCCGUAGCUUACCAACCCCUCCCCGCCAGUUUCAAGGUAUAACCUUCUAGAAAAUUGUCUCAACACUCGAAAUACAUGAAUUUAUAACAUUCACGUAGUUUUGAUCAAACAAAAAAAUAGUAGUCAGACUCAGAUAUUUUACCAACCCAUUUGCCUGAACUUUUUUCCGAAGAUGUGGAAAAUUCUUGCAUUUAUAUUCUCAAAAAGAUGAACUCCUACGUAUUUGUCACCAAUCGGUGGAAGUGCUACAAGCACCGUAAAAUUAUCUGAUAUGUCACGCAGGUUAGUAUGAUCUGUGCAUAGUCUGGACAUAUCUUAGAUUUCAGGUUCAGAGAGAAUCCUGAGCAAUCGGUCAUUGUACAUUCUCGAUAUCUUUUGCUUUGCGUUCAAAUCCUGAUCAGUAGAACUAAACUAAUUAGGCCUAUCGUUGUCCUGUCGAAGGAAUGGAAAAUCUCAGCCGCUAUACAUGUACAGUCUAUGUGCAAUGGGGUUUUGAUCUGAUACAAGACAAAUACAGAUGAGUCGUGUAUUCAUUUUAUAAGAGGUUAAGCGCUGUAAUAUAAACGUGUACAUGCACAGUUUCAGUUUUCAGGUUAUAGGUUAUGAUUCUAAAAAUGAAACGCAAGAUUUUGUAACAUGGCGUGGAAGCUGUUUAUUUGGGAUGGGAAUCUCUGCAUUCUUUUGGGGAUUUUUUUUUUCUCCAUUUCUCGGUUACUCAAACAAAUAUCUCGCACCUUUUAUCGCAGCAACAAACAGUGUGUAUACAGUGAGAGCAUUGAACAGGGCAUGUACCCAAAUAGACUGGUGGUAGUGAUGUGGUGGCCCAUGCCAAACUGAUCACUAUUGUGUCCAUUGGUUGCCAGACCAAGAUGGCUGUAUUAAUAGCUCAAGUCCUUUAUCACAAAUUUUGUCAUUCUUGUUUCACAUCUGUCUUUUCUCUCUGUCCACUUUUGUCUGCUUCUGUGUAUUUACUCAAUUCCGACUAAGAAAAUGGGGGAAAUUAUUACCUUUUUGUGGGAGUGUAUACUCUUUUUUCCCCCCACAAUUUCUCUCACCAAUACAUUCUUAACAUUAAUCUACAACCUUUCAAAUGAAUUUCAUCUGCAAGUUGCUUUGCAGUUAUUUCAGGCAAGUUUACAUCACACAACGUCCAAAACAGAAAGUGAAUGAACAGCCUACGAUUUGGCCAUGCAAAGAAACGGAUAAUUUUUACAGUAAUGACUGUGAGUACAAGUCUCUGCCCGGUUAGUGUGAAUCUCUGAACGAACCUUUGAAAGAGCCAUUGAAAAUGUUGAUGCUGCUGGUCUCAUUUUUCAAGACACUAAUUUAUUCUCAUAUUAAAAUGUAUCGUUGGAUAAAGAGGCACGGAAUCCAAGCAAAAGUCUGGAAUCGAGACAAUUUGGGUGAAACAUUUUAGACGUCGCUGUCACAAUAUUUAAUCUACAUACCACUAUUUUCCAAUCAUAUGAAACCUGAUUCUGUGAACUGAAUGUUGUUUGUUUAAUGCUUUUUUUUAUUCAUUUUCCCAAAAAUAAUUGACACGUGACACUUUUCUUGUUGGGGGCGAAUGGCUCUAAAACAAGUUUAACAGACCACAAAAUAAAUUGGGUGGUCAGAUUUAAAUAUGGAGGUUAAACUUGCACCAACAAUUGAUAAUUUUAUCUUAAAUUUGACAGUAAGCCGUCAGCUUUAAGAAAACUCCACUGUUAAUAUUCGGCAAUUUGCCGGGAUAGCCCACAAAAGUCUUUCGACUUAUUUUCAGUGGGGUCCCUUGGUAGAAGAUGUGGAAGGCAAUUACAGUUUUAGUGGUUGGGAGGAAAACCCCAGAAUGAUAUUCUGGGGAAAACUCACAGAAUCAGGCAGGGACUGAAAAACCAAUCCACAUGUUGGCCCAGGCGGGGUUCGAACCCGGGACACAGCGGUGCAAGGCGAGAAAAGAACUGCUACACCAACCUGACUCCCCCAUUGUCCGUUUUGUUUACUUUGUGUUAACUAAGUAAAGAGGGUAAGUCCUUUUGAAGCAUAUAACAUAACUUUAAUUAGCAAUGAGCAAAAAAAAAAAAAGAUCCCACUUGUUUUAUACUCUGUACAUAAAGAUAUGUCCACAUGGUCGACGCCAUUUCAGUUUUCAAAGAAAUUAAUUUAUAAUUGCGGGGAUUAAAGUGCUUUAGAAAAAAUACACUAUACUAUUAUUGAAUUGCCAAAAAAAAAAAAAAAGAAGAAAACAGAGAGACGUGAACGUUCUCGCAAAUCUAACCAACGAAAAUAGUCUGUAUAUAAAGUGUAGAUUUUUUUUUUUAAUAUACAUUUUUUUUCUUGGUGUGGGUCGGUAUUCCCUUGUUAUUGUAUUUAAACAGUGAAAAAAACGAGGCAUAUUAAAAGCAGCCAACUCGUCUUGUAGGUCAUUUGCAGCACAGUACACGUCAUUUGUCUGAUAAUUUUGUAGCUGUGCACGGUUUUGAUCAUUUUUUUUAAAUUUUUGAUGAUCCACCAAAAAAACGCAACUGCUAACCCCUAUCAGUAGCCACAAAUUUCCAGUAGCAGAAAUUAUGCCAAUUACUUUCCAUUUUCCGCAAUUUCUAGUCACGGUAAUCUCCUUAGAGCAGAGAAAUUAAAUCACUUUCACUUUAAGAAGUAUGUCAUGUCCGUGUAGUUGAUGUCAACUGGAAAUGGCUUCAAAAACUUAACAGUUGGUUUCACGAAGAAAACCAACACCUUAGUUAAGCGUUUUGCACCGUUAGCACAAACCACCGCCUUUUGUCGAUCUAAACUUGAAGUAUGCAAGAAAAGGAAAAUAUUGUCAUUUUUUUUCUUCACUCAGUGAAAUCUCGAUACGUCAAACUCUGAUAACUCAAAACAACUGUUUAGUCAAACAAAGAAUCCAUUCUCUUCAGUAGUAUAACAAUGAUAUACAACCCUGCUUAACUAAAAGUCUGCUCAAGUCAGAUACUGAACCUGUUCCCUUGAGGUUUGACUUAUCAAGAUUUCACUGUAAUUUCAAACUCAUUGGCAUUACACAAAUGUACUUUAUGAUUUUUUCCAUUUAAAAAAAAAAUGUAUUUGCCACAAAUCUCUUUGAAAAAUUGGUCUCUUUCCCACUGUUCGUUAUUUGUAUGACACCUGAACAAGUUUGUGAACGGCUUCAGUGGUCUUGCGUCGUAAGAUAUGCAUGUGAUUAAGUUGCGUUGAAUUGUGAACAAGUGGAACCUGGAUACAAAUUCUAAUGAGACAUCUUUUCUCCCUUUGUUUUUCUAGUCCAAUAAUCUCCAGAUUUUUUCUGUGAAACUGGCAGAAAAACAAGUUUUACCAUCUUUGCUUUUGUGUCGUAAAACUUCAUUGUCGUUGCCAGUUUCAGAGACAACAUUGUGACUGAAGCAUUUUUUUGGGUCUGUUUUCCUUGUCCUGUUAAGUGUUUGUAUUUGAUUGUCGGAGUUUCUUGGAUUUGAUUGUAUUCCUUCCAGAGUUUUUCUAUGCAUAUUAACCUUUUUUGUUAUGCUUUCAUCAGAAAUAUGAAGUUUUUGUUUUUAUCCCAGUUCAAUUUAGUACCACGUGGUAAGCCUGUUUCUUCUAAUACAUUGCCAAAAAAAGAAAGAAAAAAAAUGUUGAAAUCGGGAUGAAAAUCAUUGGCCAACUAGAUUUUGGCUUACUAAAAGUCAUGUCAAAAUUAUUAUUGAAGCAGAAACAAUGGCCUUAUGUCAAAUUGUGGUAUUUAUUUUCCUUGCAAACCAGAACUUGUUGGUGUUAAAGAGAAUGUACAACAUUUGCUUUUGCUGCAAUUUUCAGAAAUAAAUGGAUUUGGAGGAUUAGCAUGUUAUAGCAAAAAUUGUUAAACUGACUUGUUUCACGUUUUGGACUAGUAGAUGAUGGAAAAACCAAGAAAACCAAUCAUGUUCUUGUAGUCUGGUUCCCUGACUCCACUUAAGAUUAAACGGAGCAAUUUAUAGACUGGUGGAAUUGUAAGGUCAGAGAAUCAGUCUAGUAGGCUUGUACCAUUUCGCAGGUGUGUAAACAAUUGCAAAGUAAAUGCGGAAUAACUAAAUAUGAAAAAAUUAGGAGCAGUUUUUGAAAAAAGCCAGUUUUCUCCAACGCUGGUCGGCUGACCAGCGUUGGAAAAAUACAAGUUUUCUUGAAAAUGUCAGCUCACCAGGAGCCACGAUUUUAAUGGAUGCUUUGGACUGUCAUUCCCUAACAAUAUAGUGAGAUAUUUCGUGAUAAUUUGAUCAUUUCGUUUUUUGAUGUUUGCAAAUGUUGUUUUUCCCUUUAAUAUAUUAGUUAUGUCAACUAAAUUUGAAGUUUUCAAGAUCAGAUAUGUAGACGCUGCUUUUCAUUCAACUUUCACGAUGAGGAACUCUUUGAAAUGAUGCUGGUUCAGUUUUUGACUCUUGAAUGGUGGAACCUUUCGACCUGUCACAGUUCUUGACUUAAAGUUUGUUUUCCCUUCAAAAGGAGAGUACAAAAUUUUCUAAUGCUUCUGUAGGUGUGCAAUAUGACCCAAAAUUCUGGAUUUUCACAGCAUUAUGACACCGUGCAACACACUUAUAUUACCUCUGCCCUCACUUCCCACAAGUGCCCUUCACAAAAAUGCACAUUUUCGGAAUGACUACAGUUCCUCCGUUUUCAUUUCAACUGCACACAAGUAGACACAGCGAAUCCCCCCCCCCUCCCCCCCCAAAAAAAAAUCUUUGAAAUAUGGUGCGAGUAUUUAACGUAAGCAGCACUCACACACGCAAAGUAUUAUACAUGUACAUGUCCGUGUAUGUAUAUGUAUAUAUUAUAAUUUCAUUCUUAAUACGGUUUGAUUUAGAUCAUUAUGUUAGCUUUUUUAUAUUGCACAUUUGGUUAAUUAUUUAAUGACCUGAUGAGACAGUUCGUUAGACUGAGUUCAAACGGCAGAUGUUCGGUGCACAUGUAGACCGUUUUUGUUUUGGCUGGCUUAUUUUUGGCUCAGUUCAUUAAUAUAUUUGUAUUGUAAUUGUAAAUAAAGUGAGGUUAUUAAUUAAUUAUGAUGUAAUAGACGCUGAGAACAGUGGGAUUAAAAAACAAAAGUGGUAAACCAAAAUGGUAUAGACCGAUAUUUGGGAUUAGAAAAUGAUUUCAAUUUUUUGUUUGUUUAAUUGUAAUAAAAAAUCACCUUGUAAAUGUGAGACAUUGAAAGAUUA
Molecule: messenger RNA, 8870 nt
Organism: Patiria miniata (bat star)
Lineage: Eukaryota; Metazoa; Echinodermata; Asteroidea; Valvatida; Asterinidae
Product: ubiquitin carboxyl-terminal hydrolase 7-like
Exons: 34
Coding region: 343-3690 (1115 amino acids)
Biological process (GO): protein deubiquitination; regulation of protein stability
Cellular component (GO): nucleus; cytosol
Molecular function (GO): cysteine-type deubiquitinase activity; cysteine-type endopeptidase activity; protein binding
Source: RefSeq, a predicted model, not a curated record